AUGGCAUCUCAAUCUCGAAGCCACGAACUUGUGAGCCGGCGCAGUCAAGUACCACCGGAUCCAGACCCGGCGCCGACUCCGGCUUUGCCGCCCAUUUCUCACCGGAAGCAGGUUGCGGUGCUGUUGUCAGCCUUUGGCACUAUAGCUCUCACUAUAGGAUACAAUCAAUGCUUUGGCGUUUUCCAAGAGUAUUACCUGUCAUCCGCCCAGGAUGUCUUGGUGCCUUCUCCAGCAUCAGAGGCCUCACCACCGACUGCAAUGCUGGCUUUUGUUGGCACGUUAUGUUAUGGUCUCACUUGGAGUGGCGGUAUCGUGGUUAAUCCCGUCAUUUCGCGCAUCGACCACGGAAGCUGGGCAUCAAACUCACCAACGAGUAGGCUUUGGCGCCGUCGCAUAUUGCAAUUCCUGACUCCAAGAAUGAUCACCGUAUCUGGAGUUUUGAUCAUGUCCACAGGCUUCGCACUGGCCUCGUUAAGCCACUCGUUAUGGCAUCUCCUGCUUACUCAGGGCUUCUUGGUCGGCGUUGGCAUGUCCCUAUUCUACUUUCCGCUUUUGGCUCCUGCGCCCGAGUAUUUCACACGGCACCGAGCUACGGCCAUGGGAUUUAUCCUGGCUGGAGCUGGCGCCGGAGGUCUCGUUUUUUCGCCAAUAAUACGUGCGCUUCUCAGCUCGGUCGGCGGCCGUUGGACCCUCAGAAUCUAUGCACUCAUUAAUUUGGCUGCCGGCAUUCCCAUCGCCUGCUCAGUCCCUCGAAGUCGAUUUGCUCCCGCCUCCGCAGUGGAGCGCCCAGAGAGGCCCAACACCCAUGUCUCUCGAGCCUUGGGUUCAAGACCAACGUUUCUCUUCUCCGUGGUGGCGGCGUUUCUUCAGGCUGCUGGUGCGCAACUCCCACUGGCCUUUAUACCCUCCUAUACCGUAACUCUUGGGUUCGAUGCUGCCAGGGGGGCCAACCUCCUUGCUGCCAGUAAUGCAAUAAACUCCGUCUCCCGCAUCUUGACAGGAUAUGCCGGCGACCGCCUAGGUCGGCAGAAUACCCUUCUCCUCACACUUUUGCUCGCUGCGUCCAGUGUUUUCGCCUUUUGGCUCACGAGCGUCAUGGCAACCUCGUCAUCGUCCACCUCGCUUUGGCUGGUCUUCAUUGUCAUGUAUAGUGUCUCAGCUGGUGGAUACUAUGCCUUGUUCCCCGCUCUCAUUGCCGAGGUGUUUGGCAUCCGUCACUAUGCCGCCGUGAACGCAUUUAUACUCUUCGUAAGAGGGCUGGGUACCAUGUUUGGCAGCCCUGUUGGCGGUAAGCUACUUGGUACUUCAGGUGAUGGCACGCGAGGGUAUGCCAGUAUCGCAUACUGGGACGGGGCACUAUUGCUGGGCGCCUUUGCGUGCUGUAUUGGAGUGCGAUGGGCCGAAGGGAAAGGGAAGGGAUGGAAGUGGGUUGCUUAG
Molecule: messenger RNA, 1437 nt
Organism: Pestalotiopsis fici W106-1
Lineage: Eukaryota; Fungi; Ascomycota; Sordariomycetes; Amphisphaeriales; Sporocadaceae
Exons: 3
Coding region: 1-1437 (478 amino acids)
Biological process (GO): transmembrane transport
Cellular component (GO): fungal-type vacuole membrane
Molecular function (GO): transmembrane transporter activity
Source: RefSeq, a predicted model, not a curated record